This is a messenger RNA of Cydia fagiglandana, 5056 nucleotides long. RefSeq names its product serine/threonine-protein kinase STK11 (gene Lkb1). The transcript is spliced from 6 exons. The record is from RefSeq and is a predicted model, not a curated record. Lineage: Eukaryota; Metazoa; Arthropoda; Insecta; Lepidoptera; Tortricidae. Gene Ontology annotation, molecular function: protein serine/threonine kinase activity; protein kinase activator activity; ATP binding. Gene Ontology annotation, biological process: intracellular signal transduction; establishment of cell polarity; regulation of cell growth. Gene Ontology annotation, cellular component: cytoplasm. The coding region runs from base 316 to 1641 and encodes 441 amino acids.
ACAGUACUUUUUUGUAAAACAGAAUAGUGUUAGUUACGUUCUUGACAGCCAUAUUAGAUUGAACUCCGUAAGAACUGUCAUAUUUCAUUCAUUCAUCCUUGUGGUUUCGUUGAAUUUCUCGGGUUUACUUACAGCUUUAUUUACAUUUAUCGAAAUUAGAAAACGAAAUAGUUUUAUACCUAGCCAUUUCCAAUACGUUUCGAUUGAGAAAUAGUGCUCAAUGUGACUAGAAAUACAGCUUAAAUUUGUGGCAAAGCGGCCUUCAAUACGCAUAGAUUCACAGACAUUAUUCCAAAUGUAUUGUUUUGAUAGAUAAUGGAUCCGAGAAUGUGCAGAAAAAUCAGUAGUAGUGAAAGUCUUCCAGAUGCUGAAAAUGUGGAAUACGAAGUUGCGAGCAUCAUCGCGCCGCAAGAGAGCGAGGAGAACCUGCUGGAGGGCAGCCCCGAGCUGCGCUCAGUCACCUGGCUGGACGACGACCAGAUCGAGGACCUAGAUCUUAAUUUAGACCAAACUAACCUAUUUUUCCAUAGAGUCGAUAGUGCAGAUAUAAUUUAUAGAAGUAAGAAGAAAAGAUGCAAAAUGGUCGGGAAAUACGUUAUGGGGGAUAUAUUAGGGGAGGGUUCGUACGGGAAAGUGAAGGAGAUGUUGGACUCGGAGUCGCUGUGCCGGCGCGCGGUGAAGAUCCUCAAGAAGCGCAAGCUCCGAAGGAUACCCAAUGGAGAGCAGAACGUGCAGCGAGAGAUACAGCUGCUCCGGAUACUUAGACAUAAGAAUGUGAUAGAACUAGUCGAUGUUUUAUUUAACGAUGAAAAACAGAAGAUGUACCUUGUCAUGGAGUUCUGUGUGGGCGUGCUGCAGGACAUGUUAGAGUCAAGCCCCGGCAAGAAGUUUCCGCAGCAGCAAGCCCACGACUACUUCACACAGCUACUAGACGGGCUGGAGUACUUGCACGGGCAGGGAGUUGUGCACAAGGACAUCAAGCCGGGAAACCUGCUGCUGACUCUUGACUCCACGCUGAAGAUUACUGAUUUUGGUGUUGCUGAGGCACUAGACAUGUUCUCGCCAGAGGACACGUGCUACACGGGUCAGGGCUCGCCCGCCUUCCAGCCGCCGGAGAUCGCCAACGGCGCCGAGCAGUUCUCGGGCUUCAAAGUCGACAUUUGGAGCAGCGGCGUCACACUAUACAACAUGACGACGGGCCGCUACCCGUUCGAGGGUGACAACGUUUACCGGCUCCUGGAGGCGAUCGGUCGCGGCGAGCCGGCGCCGCCGCCUGCGAACCUAGGCUCUACACUGCGGUCCCUGCUUAUAGCCAUGCUUCAGCGCGAGCCGCAGCGGAGGCCCAGCGUUUAUGACAUCAGGAGACACGCAUGGGUGCAAGCGACACCGCCGCUGGAGGCCGGCGAGCGAGCAGUGAGCCCGCGAUCACGGCGCUCCGACGACCUGCACUCCUCCACCGUGCUGCCCUACCUCGUGGAGCGACACUACGGCUCGCAGGACUACUUCACCGCCGACCUGCACCACGAGCUGGGCGACGGUGGCUCCCGCACUCUGUCUACAGCUGAAUUAUCGGAGCAGUCGUCACGCAAGCACCGCUGGCACUCCGCCUGCGGCCGCCUCCCCUCCUGCCGCCUCACGUGAUCCACCUGUCCCCGACCCACUAUCUAGGACCAUUGAGGUUUAGUCGCCAUACAAUACCUACAGAACUCCACGGUGGCUCCCGCACACUAUUUAUGUACAUCUGGAUUGUCUGAGCAGUCGUCACGCAAGCACCGCUGGCACUCCGCCUGCGGCCGCCUCCCCUCCUGCCGCCUCACGUGAUCCAACUGUCCCCGACCCACUAUCUAGGACCAUUAAGGUUUAGUCGCCAUACAAUACCUACAGAACUCCACGGUGGCUCCCGCACACUAUUUAUCUACAUCUGGAUUGUCUGAGCAGUCGUCACGCAAGCACCGCUGGCACUCCGCCUGCGGCCGCCUCCCCUCCUGCCGCCUCACGUGAUCCAACUGUCUCCGACCCACUAUCUAGGACCAUUGAGGUUUAGUCGCCAUACAAUACCUACAGAACUCCACGGUGGCUCCCGCACACUAUUUAUGUACAUCUGGAUUGUCUGAGCAGUCGUCACACAAUCAUAGCUGGCACUCCACUGGCGGCCGUCUCCCUUCAUGCCGCCUAACGUGAUCCAUGCCCCUAAACCAACUAGGACCAGACAUUCUACACUCACCAAACAAAGAACAUUAUUUUGGGUGGAUCAACUUUUUCUUGACAUUUACCAUGGUUACGUCUCCUGCCAUCUUACGUACCUAAAUAAUCGAAGCGUCUCCGACCCACUAUCUAGGACCAUUGCUAUUCGGGUGCCAUACGAUACCUACAGAAGUCCAUUACUCCCGCACUCUAUCUGCAGCUGAAUUGUCUGAGCAGUUGUUACGCAAACACCGCUGGCAUUGCUGCUUACGUGAUCCAACCGUCUCCGACCCACCAUCAAUAGUCUGUAUCUUUAGGUAUUUAAAUAAAAGUAAAAAAAAUCUACCCUCAAAUGGCUCCUUGAGCUAGUUGAGGGUAGAUGAAAACAUUACACGAUCAAAUAAUGUAGGGCGUUCACUUACAGAUCCAGGCGGUUUUGUGAUUGGUCGGUUAACCAAUAAAUGUUAUAACUACCCGAAAAUGUACCAAUUGUUUGUUUACUUGUAUUUAAAUACCUAAAGAUGGAGACUAUAGGACCAGUCAUUCUUCAGUCGCUAAACCAGGAACAUUACUUGGGUGAAUCCACUUUUUCUUGACACUUGUUGCCCCAAUUUAUUUCUACUUUAAGGUUUGAUGUAAUUAUUGUAAUUAUUUUACCUGUACUAACGCAUUUUGAUUCGUUCAUGUGCUUAUGCUUUAUAUUACUGCUCGGAUUCGCUAUUUGUAUGUAGGUAUAUGGUGUCAGUGUAAGCUAUAAUUUAGUUUACAAUUAAUAAUUACCAAAAUACCUAAUAUUUUUGUUAAAAAACAUAUGUAUGGGCUUUAAGUGUUUUCGGCAAAGAAUAAGAAUUUGGAUUGUAACAGAUACUGAAAGGGUUAAUAAUAUUAAACAUUGAAUACACAAUUUUGUAAUUGCUAUCAGAUACCUUAAAGUAAACAAGCGUUUAGAAUCAUCUGCGCACGAACUUAUUCAGGGCAUUAAAAUUUGAUCGGAUACUUUUGAUUGCGAGUUUGGUGGCGACUCCACAGGCUUAGAAACUUUGUCUUGUCCAUUCUUCAUGACAAUAAAUACGAAAUUAUAUUGAUAAUGUACGAAAUAUAUAAGCAAUAAUACAUAUAAAAGAGGUAAUAUCCGGAUAUAAAAACAACUUAUAAAAUAUCUAAUAAAAACCUGUGUAACCCUUAAAACCUACGUAAUACAUUUAUUAAUAAUAGGUACAUUUACAUAUGUAGUUUACUUACCAUUGGCAAAGAGAAUAGAGUGUAUAGAGGCGGAUUGUCUAUUAUGUAGCCACUGUAAAUUUACUGCCAUCUUUCGACAGAAGAUUAACCCUUUGACCGCCGUUGUCCGGUAUACAAGACAACGAUAGAACGAUACGCUGGCGCCGUCGUCUUGUAUACAAGACACAAAUUCAACCACCGAGUUAAUGUGAAAAUAAUAACAUUUGCAAUUUCAUUUACACUCUUGUUCAUAUUUUAGGUCUUUGUUUUUUCAUUUAUUUGCUUUUUAAGCAGCUAUAUAAAUCCAUUCUUUUAUAAUAAGGCUUUUAAAAAAAUUGCUCCAAUUUUCAAUGUUUUACAUGUUCCUCGUCGCCGUUGUCUUGUAUAAAAGACAGCUAGGGAUGGGAAUGUUAACUCGAUAUGGGAAUUUUUAAAUUAAAUAUAAAGUCAGAAAUAUGUUUUUAUUUAAGUAUUUUAACACUUGUUAAUCGCCAAUUUUUUUUUAACGAAUAGUAGGUAACUACUUACUAGAAUACGUAGAACGAGAGUCAGAUAGGCAUAACUAUAUGUAAAGUUCAGGCAGCUUCUUUAGCUGUAUAAAGUAGAGUCAGACAAGUAAAUUUGCCCUUGUAGAUUGUGGACUAUUUAAUUGCAGAAGGAUAAAUAAAAAAAUAAUUGAUGUUAUUUUAUAGCUUAUUGGGAAGGGAUACACCGCAGCGACCGCUUCGCACAAGAGUGGUACAGAUGGACAUACCUGUUUAUCAGACUUAAGUUUUUUAUUAUAACAUUGAAAUUAAUGUGUAUUUUUAUAACAAGUCGUUGAAGGUUUUUUUGGUUAGAGUUUAUAGAUUAAUGUAAACCAAACUGAUAUUAUAAUGAUAGAUUCUAAUUCCGGAAUAAUAUCUACACUCAUAAAAAAUUCAACCCACGUGUAAUUUUUACUAAAACAGUUCCGAUAUAUUGACUUUAUCGAUACAUGAUGCGCAGCUUUAACGUUACGCCAAUAAAGUUUACGUACCGACAAGCGCUUACGCCGUUGACCUAGAGACUAUUAUUACUUAAUCCGCGCGAAAACUGUCCUUGUCGGUCUGCACUGCGGGCAGUCCAUGCGCGCCGUUGUCUUGUAUAAAAGACUUCUCGUACAGCCUAGUGCGGCGAUAUCACGUCUUGAAUCGACAUUGUUUAGUGGUUGUUUUUUAUGUUAAAUCCCUAUAUUUUAAACAUUUUCGAGUGUAAAACAUAUGUUUAAUUUUGGCAAUUUGGAAUGAAAUUAAAACAGGAUAAGAACAAAGCUAAAUUAAAUAGUACAUUGUGUAUUAAGGGCGGGAAAUAAGAAAUUACGAACGAGUGUCAAUUUUAAGCCCGACGCGAAGCGAGGGCUUAAAAUGUUCACGAGUUCGGAAUUUCUUUACCGCCCGUGGCACACACAAUGUUUUUCAUCACACUUGUAAGGAAAAAAAGGAGAAUUAAUAAAAACAAACUUCUGUAUAAAACACUUUUCCGCCCUAGGGCGAAAAUUUCAAUUUCCCGCCCGCAAGCCCUACGUGUAAAUAAGUGUUUUUCAUCACACUUGCUCGGAAAAGAUUUUUUCCGCCCUAGGGCGAAAAUUUCAAUUUCCCGCCCGCAAGCCCUACGUGUAAAUACAUCUUUU